This is a messenger RNA of Megalobrama amblycephala (Wuchang bream), 1705 nucleotides long. RefSeq names its product microfibril-associated glycoprotein 4-like. The coding region runs from base 804 to 1547 and encodes 247 amino acids. Gene Ontology annotation, biological process: elastic fiber assembly. Lineage: Eukaryota; Metazoa; Chordata; Actinopteri; Cypriniformes; Xenocyprididae. The transcript has 6 exons. The record is from RefSeq and is a predicted model, not a curated record.
GGGGUGUGCCGGGUUUAGUUAAGGACUUUGUAUGAUAUACUGCAGUUGCAUCUGUAAUUUUGUAUGCUGUGGUAUGUUGGGGUGGGGAACAAGGCCAGCCCAAGAAUAAGGUGCUCUCUGAAAAUUGAGAUUAUAGGGACCUGUCUUCCCUCAUGAAGUAUAAAUCUCACCCUCUCCAUGACACAGACUAUGUGUAGCUUAUUUACCAACAGACUUGUUAACCCUCGUUGCUCAAAAGAGUGAUAUAGAAGGUCUUUUCUUCCAUCUGCCGUGAGAAUGUUUAAUCAAAUGUGAUCAUGAUUUGUGUACCUUGUGUCUGAGAUGUUGUGUUUGGUAUAGUUUUCAUUCACUGUAUAUAUCUUAUUUAUAGUAUCUAACAUAUCACCAGUUAGUAUUUCAACACUGUGACUGAAAUGACAGAUGCUCUUACUGAUAAAAAGGUUGGUUGAAGAUGCGAGUGACUCAACGAUUUCCUAGACAUUUCUAUGAUGAAUGAACCCAAAUUAAAUUAUCAUUCUGUCAUCACGUCAGAGGUGAGUUGAUGCUGUACUUUCCUGCUGCUUCUCCUCUAUCCUGCCAAAAUAAAAGCAAAACGUGAUUUAGGCAGCAUGUUAACAUUCAGUUUGUGGCAAGAAUGAAGGGUUUUGCAAUAUAAGUUUCUACAGUAACACAGAGGAGGAGCCUGAGAAUCUGACAGAUAUAUAGAGAUUGUGUCAGACUGAACAACACAAGGCACAACAAACGAUUUAAACAGAAAACAUUGAUAAAUCUCUGCAGUGAUCAGCUGAGAAAAUAUUGAGAAGAUGGCGAUUAUGGUGUUUGUCGCGGCUCUGCUCUCUGUUUUCAUGGGGUUUGUUGUGUCGGUUCCUGAUGGAUUCAAGCCGGUCGACUGUUCUGACCUUUAUAAAGCAGGACAAACAGUCAGUGGGAUUUACUCCAUCUAUCCAGCAGGUGACGUUCCUGUCUGGGUUUACUGUGACAUGAUCUCAGGUGGGAAAGAUGAAGAUAAAGGAGGAUGGACGGUGUUUCAGAGGAGAAUGGACGGCAGUAUUAAUUUCUAUCAGCCGUGGAAUCAGUACAAGAGAGGAUUCGGGACCACUGAAGGAGAAUACUGGCUGGGGCUGGAGAACAUGUACCAGCUGACACGUAACAGGAAGUACAUGCUGAGAGUGGAUCUGGAGGACUUCGCUGGAAGGAAAGGUUUUGCUCUGUACUCGUCCUUCUCUGUGGGUCCUGAAACUGAGGGGUAUAAACUGGAUGUUUCAGGAUUCAUUGAUGGAGGAGCAGGCGACUCUUUAUCUUACCAUAAUGGUCAGAAGUUCUCCACCUUUGACAAAGACCAAGACCCCUAUGAUGGGAACUGUGCCAAACAGUUUCUCGGGGCAUUUUGGUAUGCAGUAGGAUGUCACCAUACAAACCCCAACGGUGUGUAUUUGUGGGGAGAAGACAACACACAUCAUGCCAUUGGUGAUGUUUGGAAAACCUGGAAAAACAGCUUCUCUGUCGGUAUGAAAUUCAUCAGCAUGAAGAUUAAAUGUGUGUCUUAGAAACAUUAAUGUUUUCAGGAACAAAUUAUCUGCUAUUGUUUCCAAAAUAUAACAAAUGUAAAGCUUCAAGGUUUUACUUUCCUCGCUGUAAGUAAAUCAAUGUAUAUCUUUGGUUUUGUUCUUUUGAUUUACUUAAACAUGAAUAAAUCAAAUAAACU